Messenger RNA from Heteronotia binoei (common prickly gecko), 2226 nucleotides. RefSeq names its product calcium binding protein 39 like (gene CAB39L). Gene Ontology annotation, biological process: intracellular signal transduction. Gene Ontology annotation, molecular function: protein serine/threonine kinase activator activity. The transcript has 8 exons. Bases 73 to 1080 code for a protein of 335 amino acids. NCBI's taxonomy places the organism in Eukaryota, Metazoa, Chordata, Lepidosauria, Squamata, Gekkonidae. The record is from RefSeq and is a predicted model, not a curated record.
GGCUGCUAAUGAAUGUUUGUCUCUGUUUUGUUUAGAGCAAACGUCAGAUCUUAGAAGAAACAAAGAACAAAAAUGCCUUUGUUUAGUAAAUCGUACAAAAACCCUGCUGAGAUUGUGAAAUCUCUGAAAGAAAACUUGGCCAUAUUGGAAAAGCAGGAUAAAAAAACAGACAAGGCAUCAGAAGAAGUUUCCAAAUCGCUCCAAGCGAUGAAGGAGAUUCUGUGCGGCACCACUGACAAGGAGCCCCCGACGGAGGUUGUGGCUCAGUUAGCUCAAGAGUUGUACAACAGCGGCCUGCUGGUCAGCCUCAUAGCCAACUUGCAGCUCAUCGACUUUGAGGGCAAAAAGGAUGUCUCCCAAAUAUUCAACAACAUCUUAAGAAGACAGAUUGGAACUCGGAGUCCCACAGUGGAAUAUGUUAGUGCCCAUCCACAUAUCCUGUUCAUGCUGCUCAAAGGAUAUGAAACACCUCAGAUCGCCUUACGUUGUGGAAUUAUGUUGAGAGAAUGCGUUCGGCACGAGCCUUUGGCCAAAAUCGUCCUCUUCUCGGAUCAGUUCAGAGAUUUUUUCCAAUACGUGGGAAUGUCAACCUUCGACAUAGCUUCUGAUGCUUUUGCUACUUUUAAGGACCUGCUCACAAGACACAAAGUGUUGGUAGCAGAAUUAUUAGAACAAAAUUAUGACAUGUUCUUCGAGGAUUAUGAAAAGCUGCUUCAUUCUGAGAAUUACGUGACGAAGAGACAAUCUCUAAAGCUGCUGGGCGAGCUGAUCCUGGACCGGCACAACUUUGCCAUCAUGACCAAGUACAUCAGCAGACCGGAGAACCUGAAGCUGAUGAUGAACAUGCUGCGUGACAAAAGCCCCAACAUCCAGUUCGAGGCCUUCCACGUCUUCAAGGUCUUUGUGGCCAGCCCAAACAAGUCACCUGCCAUCGUGGACAUCCUGUUGAAAAACCAGCCCAAGCUCAUCGAGUUCCUGAGCAACUUCCAGACGGAGAGGGCAGACGACGAGCAGUUCACGGAUGAGAAGAACUAUCUGAUCAAGCAGAUCCGAGAUCUGAGAAAGCCAGCAGCACCCUGAAGGUCUCCUUUUCUAGUCUACCAGAAGCCUUGAUCUCGUUCUGUCUGUGUUGUUUGGGUCAGGGUGGGGGGAACUCACAGUGCACUGCGAAGUGCCAUUUUUUCCUUUGCUAAAGCCAGUAUCUAGAGUGGUAGCAAUUUUACACAGCUAUGCGGUCCCAGAAUUAUGUAUUUUAAUCAAAGCCUAUGAUUAUUUGUCAGUCAGACGUGAAUCUUAUCGUCCCACUGGCUGCAGGCCGCUUUGCUACUACUUUAACAAGAUCAGGUGAAUGAUUUGUGCAACCUUAAAGCUCCAACGUUGGGUAACUGUCUUUUGCAUUGCGAGUAUGGUGUUGUGCGCUCUGCCUCCUGUGUGGUAGUGCAGUUUGAAGCCAAGGAAAUAAGGGCGAUAUUUUGUUUUACAUUCAUUCCUAGUUGGUGUAAACUAUUUCUGUGUUCUCACUCCCUCUACACAGCUGAGAUUCCUGUCCUCACUGUUCCAACCCACAUUUUUGUGGAUCAGCACUUCUGAGAGGAGGGUAGAUACAGAGUCAAGGAUACGAUGGUCUUAGUUUGUAGACUGGUAGGCUUUUUAAAGAGGUUGUCACCCAGAUCAAAAUUAGUCCUGUGUCUUUUCUUUCCGGAGGGACCAAAUAGCCCCCUUCAGUGAAGCCAAACUGUUGUACUAUAUCUUUUGAGUUUCUCAUUGAGGUUGCGUGUGUUUUCAUAUUCAAUAUUAUGGCUGAUAGAUACAAGUUGCUCAUGUUACAGGUGUGAGAAAUAGGAAUUGAGCAAGGAAUGAGCAGUUUGGCUGAUUUAUGGCAGGAAGCGCAAGACAGGAACAGCAGUUGGCUUUGUAAAAAGGGCACCUUUUCUUUUUCUUCCCCCAAAAUGAGCACUUUGUUUUUAGGGAGGGGCCCCUGGAUGUGUCUGUGGAUGCUGUACUUGCCUGGCCUGAUGCAGAUGCCGCCUCCCCCCUCCCCACAAGAGAGCAACUGUUUUGAGCCUGUUUCUUAUUUAGACUUUGUAUGGGAAAAUAUUAACCAUUUUUGAGUGUAUAAUCUGAAUGUUAAGAAUGUGAAUCCAGCUUUGUAAAAGGCUGAUUUAGAAAAAUCAUUGCACUGUAAUGUUUGUGAUUAAUAAUAAUAAAAAAAAUGUUCCCACAGGA